GGACAGCGAAGUACCCAGCAGCUGGGACGGCGGGGACUCGGAGCCUCCGCGCGCGUCAAGGCCUGAAACCAGCAACCCCGGAACCCAAGGAGCUGAAGAAUCUCUUCCCAGUUGAACCAGAGAGGGCUCUGGAGGAAAUUUUUCCACAGUUUAUCAGGCCCUAAGGAGGGAUUCCGGGCCACGGAUUUACUGCCCAGCCCACUUCUUUUGGAAGAAAGGAAGAAGCCAGGGAAGCUAGAGAUUUUCUCACAGAGGAUGACUCUUAACACUCAGCAGGAAGCAAAGACCACUCUACGACGUCGAGCCAGCACGCCACUACCCCUGUCGUCCAGGGGCCACCAGCCUGGACGCCUGUGCACAGCACCUCCUGCUCAAUCCCAGCAUCCCCGACUGGGUCAGUCAGCCUCCCUCAACCCUCCCAUCCGGAAACCCUCCCCUGCCCAGGAUGGGUGGUCCUCUGAAUCCAGCGACUCUGAAGGCUCUUGGGGGGCACUCUACCGGGUGGUGCUUCUCGGAGACCCCGGUGUUGGGAAGACUAGCCUGGCCAGCCUCUUCGCGGAGAAACAAGAACGAGACCUUCAUGAGCAGCUGGGAGGUGUGUACGAGAGAACGCUGUCGGUGGAUGGAGAGGACACCACACUGGUGGUCAUGGACACCUGGGAGGCUGAGAAACUGGAUGAAAGCUGGAGCCAGGAGUCAUGCCUGCAGGCUGGCAGUGCCUACAUCAUCGUGUACUCCAUCGCAGAUCGCAGCAGCUUUGAGAGUGCCUCGGAGCUCCGAAUCCAGCUGAGGCGCACGCAUCAAGCUGACCACGUGCCCAUCAUCCUGGUGGGCAACAAGGCCGACCUGGCCCGCUGUCGGGAAGUCUCUGUAGAAGAGGGCCGCGCCUGCGCAGUGGUGUUCGACUGCAAGUUCAUCGAGACUUCAGCCACUCUGCAGCACAAUGUGACAGAGCUCUUCGAAGGCGUGGUGCGCCAACUGCGCCUGCGCCGCCAGGACAAUGCGGUCCAGGAGACACCUUCACCUCGACGACGGGCAAGCUUGGGCCAGCGGGCCCGCCGCUUCCUGGCACGCCUGACAGCACGCAGCGCACGACGCCGGGCACUCAAGGCCCGCUCCAAGUCCUGCCACAACCUGGCUGUGCUCUAAGGCCAGCGCCUCUCUGGGGGUGAUGGGACACUGAGGAUAAAAGGUGCGUCGUUGGAGGUCGACCUUGCCUGUUGCAGAAUGGCCAGAGCAUUGCCGGUAGCCAGGGCUUUGGGGACCCUUCCUGCCUGGCAAAAUGAUGACUAGACAGACUAUGGGGCUAUAAACCCAAGCUAGGCACAAGAUUUUUUGUUUUCUUUUUUUUUUUUUUUUAUAGGGUGGGUGUCUUUUUGUAAAAAAUAUUUGUUGUCCUUGGGCUGUGACCAACUCUCAGAAUGUACCACAAUAAGCCAGUCUGGGAUGUCCUGUCUGAUGUGUGGAUGUCUCUCAGUGGGCUCUUCUAGGCAUCUCCUUCCCAAACAUCUAACUUGACUGUAGACUGCUUUGGUCUGCUGGCCUAGAUGUGUUGGACAAUCAAUAAAGUCAGUAA
This is a messenger RNA of Arvicanthis niloticus (Nile rat), 1576 nucleotides long. RefSeq names its product RRAD and GEM like GTPase 1 (gene Rem1). Lineage: Eukaryota; Metazoa; Chordata; Mammalia; Rodentia; Muridae. The record is from RefSeq and is a predicted model, not a curated record. Gene Ontology annotation, biological process: negative regulation of high voltage-gated calcium channel activity. Gene Ontology annotation, molecular function: calcium channel regulator activity; GTP binding; GTPase activity. Gene Ontology annotation, cellular component: plasma membrane.